Messenger RNA from Cetraspora pellucida, 323 nucleotides. NCBI's taxonomy places the organism in Eukaryota, Fungi, Glomeromycota, Glomeromycetes, Diversisporales, Gigasporaceae. The record is from the annotation of a GenBank genome assembly.
AUGAAAUUUCCUGAUAUGGAAAGCGUUCACUCAGCUCUAGAGAACUACUCGGUUGAAACAUCUUCGGCUUAUAAGUUUAGGACUAAUAACUCCAAUAAACUACUUGUUGUUUGUCCCUUGUAUGAAGUGAAUGAAGCUAGCACUUGUUCUUUUACGGUCUCUGCCAACAAACGUAAAGAUGGUUAUAUUCAUAUUAUAAGAUUAAUUCAACAUGAUCAAAAUUGUCCAACCUUUUCAAAAACGUUCAAAGUACGUGGGUCAUAUCUUACGAAGUUCACUGCACCAUUGGUUGAGAAUAUAGUGGCACUUAAACUCGUGAUAUU